Molecule: messenger RNA, 999 nt
Organism: Coprinopsis cinerea okayama7#130
Lineage: Eukaryota; Fungi; Basidiomycota; Agaricomycetes; Agaricales; Psathyrellaceae
Exons: 16
Coding region: 1-999 (332 amino acids)
Source: RefSeq, a predicted model, not a curated record
AUGAGCGACGAACCGGUCGUGAAUAAGAUGGAUGGGGACCCUCGGUUUCCAAUCAAGUUCGAGCCAUUGUUCGCUCGAAUGCAAGGUUCUCAACUGAUUGCGGCUUUCAUUAACUCUUUAUCAUCGUACUCACCCGACCGACUCGCUCAGCUAAUGGUCUCUCGGUACUUCCGUCAUCACUCGAAGAGGGAUCGUAAGACAUUACAAGGCGUUGUUGGAGUGUUGUGCACGCUCGCAACGCUGGAGACGAUAUUCACUUGCCACCAGUCCUACGACACUCUGAUUACGAAGUGGGGAAAGGUCGAUGCAUUGGACGAGAUCAUUCCCUCCGUCCCAGUUUCUCAAGUAUCUUACGGCGUUUGUGGCCCAGGUCUUCCUAGGAUCGCGCAUUUGGCUUGUUGGAAUAUCCAGUGGAUCUCUCUGGAGAUACAUGGUCUUCCCGGUCGUCUUCUUCUCGGUAUUCCAGCUCGUCCGAUAUUAACCGGUAACCCUUCAUUGGAAGCGGGUGGCUUAAUGAUUGUUAUCCUCAUGAUCAAAACUGGAUCUUUCUCAACGCUUUCACGCAACACCGCCAUUCUAAUUGCGGCUAACGCGAUCCAAGGUGCGGGUGCAGCACUCGCCGACAUCUUGAUUACAAUCGGCCUCGUCGCAAUUCUGAAAGCAAAUAUGACCGGUUUUCGACGUGCCAGCACAUUUCUGUCGAGGAUCACGUCGCUUUUUAUCAACCGGGCUCUGGCGACCAGUUCUAUUUCUGCUCGGGGACGUAUUACUUUAUAUGUCAUUUCCGUCCUAGCGAUCCUGGUAUCUCGCGAAGGGUUACGACAGGAUUUGGAUCGUUCAAUCCAUGUUUCUGAAAUGUUGCUUGAAACUAUGGGCAAGGUUGAUAAAGAUUCGACUUCUCAAUUGGACGUUCCAGCGUGCGCUCAAUCGUGGAACGGUGUUGAUCGAUACAUCGCCAGGGUCUUCAGGUGUCGAUUGGGUAUUCGGCUAGUGACAUAA